Molecule: messenger RNA, 1468 nt
Organism: Lytechinus variegatus (green sea urchin)
Lineage: Eukaryota; Metazoa; Echinodermata; Echinoidea; Temnopleuroida; Toxopneustidae
Product: sodium/bile acid cotransporter-like
Cellular component (GO): membrane
Source: RefSeq, a predicted model, not a curated record
CAUCAUGACUGGAAAUUACAUCUUUAUCAUUUUGAUGUUCGCAUUAUUUUCCUACGGUGGGGGUCAGGACAUCUCCACAUCACGUUUCAACUUCUCGUACGGCUCAGAUGAAUUCCUUGCCAUUUACCAAGAACAAAAAUUGCCUUUGACCAUCACCGUAACCGAUAUGGAUCCAGCCAUAACAACAGGGUUUCUGCAACUGCGAAGGGCAGAUCCUGAGAUCUUUGACGUCCAAGGGGUUACGAACGUCAGCAUCGCAUCUCUCGGAAAUGCACCAGUCAAUGUCUCGACAUCCAUCAAGGGAUUGUUCUUUGGGAUCAGUACGCUACAGAUCUACUACACAGGUGAUGCAGAGGAUGAAUUGGUAGGUUCUUAUGUCGUCAAGGUGUCAACGAUCCCGACCAUUCUGACACCCGUCUUCAGCUAUCUGACUCUCAUAUGGCUAAUCAUCUCCUACAUCAUGAUGGGCAGCAAGAUCAAGGUGGGUGACAUCUGGAGCAUCUUGAAGAAGCCUUGGGUUCUUCUCCUGGCUAUGGUCUGCCAGUUCUUUGUCAUGCCGGCCCUGGCUUUCGGGUUGUCCAAGGCUUUCAGUCUGGACAAUACUGCAGCCUUAGGUUUGAUCAUGGUAGGAUCCUGUCCCGGUGGGUGGCUCAGUAACAUCUUUAGUCUUCUCCUCGACUGUGACUUCAUCCUGAGUCUUAUCAUGACUCUCAGUUCCACCAUCGUAGCCAUGGGCAUGAUGCCUUUCAAUCUUUGGCUUUAUGCUCGUACGUUCACUACUGGAGAAGAGAACCUCGAGACACCAUACUUUGAUCUCUUCCUUCAAAUCCUGUACCUGAUCAUUCCCGUCGGUCUGAGCAUGAUCAUUGCUCGAUUCUCAUCCAAAUUCACGAAAUACUGUGAAAAGUGCCUCAAGCCAGUCGCAUCCAUGUGCAUCAUUGUUGCAAUCAGUGUCGGGACACCCGCUCAGGUUCACCUCUACAAGAGUGCAAGCAUCGAGGAGUACGCAGUCUCGGCAUUGCUCCCUCUCUUCGGAUGCAUCGCCGGUUUGAUCAUAUCCAAGAUCCUCUGCAUCAAGCGGAAGCAGGCCGUGACGGUUUCCUUAGAAACCGGUUCUCAAAACAGCCUUCUGGCGUUCACCAUGCUGUCGCUUUUCUACCCAAGACCUGAAGCAGAUCUUAUAGGCAGAGUACCGUACAUCAUUGCUCUUCUUAGUCUCUGUGAGGGUAUCGUUGUCUUUAUCAUCUACGUCCUUACCCGGUAUGUUUUCUGCAAGGAACGGUUCGCUAAAAAAGACAAUGAUAGUGAAGAGAUGUCUUCAAUGGAAAAGAAAUUACCUGAGCCGGCGAAGAACGGUAAUGACGUUCCAUUAGACAUGUCAGAGGCUAUUGAUCCUUCUUCAAUUGUGGUUGGGUUGGAUACCAACACUGAAGACCAGGGCCACGUCAAUAAAGCUUUUAAUCAGUGA